Messenger RNA from Thlaspi arvense, 717 nucleotides. The record is from the annotation of a GenBank genome assembly. Lineage: Eukaryota; Viridiplantae; Streptophyta; Magnoliopsida; Brassicales; Brassicaceae.
AUGUCUGGAGAUUUUCUGAUGCUGAUUGCAUUAACAACUAAGGAACUUGCCAAUUUCAAAAGUAUGGCUCGGGAAUUUUCAAAUGAACUUCGUGCUAGUACCAAAGUUACAAAAAGUACAAUUACAUGGCUUGAAGGUUCUACCAGCCAAAUUGCAAACAAUGCAGACACUUCAGCAGCUUCAGAAGCAUAUGCCAAAAUGCUUACUAUUUUUAUCCCACUCCUUGUGGAUGAGAGUUCCUUUUUCGCACAUUUCAUGUGCUUUGAAGCUCCUUCACUUGAACCAUCAGAAGGUGCCACCAGCGAUGACAAAGCUAAUUGCCAUAAUGAUGCCAACAAUGAUGAUAAUCUGGGAAUAUUAGACAUUGAUGAUCAUGAAAGAAAAACUGGGAGAAGUUUUUCAAAUUCUCCGGAGCUGAAGGAGCUAAAUGAAUCACUUCAGGAAUUGCUCGAUGGAAUACAAGAAGACUUUUAUGCUGUGGUGGACUGGGCAAGCAAGAUUGAUCCUUUGCGCUGCAUAUCUAUGCAUGGGACAACAGAACGCUACAUUUCUGGCCAGAAAGCAGAUGCAGCAGGAUUUGUGCGAGUCCUGCUUGAUGACCUUGAAUCUAGAAUUUCUAUGCAGUUUAGCCGUUUUGUUGAAGAAGCUUGUCACCAGAUUGAAAGAUAUGAGCGAAAUGUCCGCCAGCUGGGUGUUGUACCAUACAUACCAAGGUGA